AGUACUCUGUACUGUCAACAUACAUUGUUCACCUAAGCUGGUGUUAUCAAAGCCGAGAAAACAACUUGAAAUGGAAUCGCCUUUUAUGGUAGUCGCUGACGUGUUUCCCCAUGUUUUUCUUUUGUGUGUGUGCGCAACGACAACAAGAGAAACACGAUGGCUGAUCAGGAGCUGAGCAAACUGCCACACCAAGAAAUCAAACAAGAAAUGGAAAAUGGUAGUGUGAACGGGGCUCAGCAAGAGGAACGGGGAACUGUUAUUUGGAACUAUGUUCUUACCAACAGACUCAUUGAGUUAUGGCAAGAAAAGCCAUACUUAUAUGAUGUAAACUCGCUUUAUUAUAAAGACAAACAUAUGAAGGCAAAAGCUUUAGAAGAAAUAGCAAACAAGAUGGGAGUUACAGUGGAAGAUGUCAAAGCAAAGAUCAAAGGAGUAAGGAGCCAGUUUGUACGAGAAAAGAAACGUCUUCGGGACUGUGCGGAUGAAGAUCCACGACCAAGAUGGCCACACUAUUCAAAAUUGUUGUUUCUGGAGAACUUUAUUGUUGCCAAGCCACCGACCUCAACCUCAAAGAGAGACCACAGUGAAGAAGAUAAAGACUGGAUGGAUUAUGAGGAUCUACCGCAUGAUUACUUUGGCAAUAAGGAAUAUCAAACACAACCAGAACCAGUAGUACAUGCAGACGAAUUUCCCGAGCCGCCUGUACACCAGCCUGCCCCGCCCGCCCCGCCGGUAUCGCCAUAUUCCAUCUCCCCACGCCUUGCAAAACGUUUCAAGAAGAAAACAGACGAGGAUGCAAUUGUUCGUCGGUAUCUUUCCUUAAUUGACAAAGUAGACAAAGUAAAUGGGAACAAGCAGGAAGUACAGACUAAAACGGAUGACGAUGAUGAAAUAUUUGGAAAGUAUAUUGCAACAGAAUUACGAACCAUUCCAGAUCCUCACGUGAAACGCUCAGUUAAACUCCAGAUCCAUCAGGCAAUCUUCAAGGCACAUUCCUCGCUACAAUUACCAAACAUACCUCACGUCGUCAUGCAUUCAUCGCUACCGACCCAACGGAAACGACGCAAGAAUUACUCGGCAGUGAAUCAUGAUGACGGCCGGCAUGAGCCGAUUUAUUUUCCAAUGAACGAUGAUGAUCCAGCAUCAACGUCCACUUCAGUUCCAUCCUUGUCAGCUGAUAGAGGGAGUCCGUCUGUACUUGCAUCCGUAAGGAACGGAGAAGUUGAAUGAUUUAGAAUCGGAACCUAAAGCUGUACUCACACUAUAAAGUUUUCUGUCAUAAGUAUGUAUUUAUUCAAAUAAACGCCCAGGAGAUUUAUUGUUGAGACAGGUGUUCGAGGAAGCGUUUAUUCGUAGCAGGCAUUUAUUUGAGGGAUGCCUUUUUUGUGUAUAAAAUGGAUACAAUUUACUUAAAUAAAUGCCCUUCAGUUUGACUCAAAAAGUGGAACUAGAGCACAUAAUGACCGUUAAAAUGUAUUAUUGCUUAAUCGUAGACUUAUUGAUCCCAACCAGGUUGGGAAAAAAUGUAAUUCUACUGAACAUCAUUACAGUAGAAUGUGUUAACGAAUGAUGUUGCUUCCAUUAGAUUUAUAGUCAUUUAGGGGCGUUCGAUUGAGGAAAAAAAUAAACGCCACAGGGUUAUCCAAAUGAAGCGCUAGAAGGGAUGUUUUUUUCGAAUGGUGGGGGGGGGCGUUCAAAGCGGGGUGUUUAUUUGAAUAAAUACAGUAUGUGUGAUUUGCAUAUCUUGAUGUCAUAACACACCCAUUGUAAAUCACAAAAAGUGUAUAGUGUAAACAGAGCUUAACUCUCUAUACCAUAAAAUUGCAUUGUAAAUAAGAUGCAUCACAAUAAUUUUUUUUAAUGGGAACGAUGUUUAAUUGGUAAUUAAAAUAUUAAUCAUGAAUUAUGUAAUGCAAAUACACGCAAUGCCUUUUCCAGGUUGUUUACUUCUUUGCACUUAAGUGAUCUAUUUAAUAUUGUUUUAUUUUCAAACUUGCAGCAUUGGUGAUACCAACUGUUCUACAAAGGUGUAAUAUAAAUUUAGGAAACAAUUAAUUGGAAUGCUGACAUACACUGUAUUGGCCAAGCAUCAACAAAGAAUCCAUCUCGCUUUAUGUAAGAAUUUUACAUAAAAUCGUUGAAAGACCGUCUAAAUAUCGUCUUUGAAAACGAUAUAGCGUUAUCGUGCACAUCACAGUUUUAAUGAAAUCGUGUUGGCCAACACAGUGCGAGUCCAUCUUGACAGUUUGUACUAUAGUCUGCUGAAAUAGAUGUUAUAUUUUUAAAUUGUAUUUAUACACAAAAUAAUUAAUACUAAGUUGAUCAGUACCUAUUUUACACAAUGUUAUUAGUGUAGGUAGUGCGAAAGAGUGUAAUUGCGUAUUUAUGUUUAUAAUUUAUUAUGUAUAGAAAGGAAAUAAUUUAUUGAUCUUAAAUUUUGUGAAAAUUAAAAGUUAUAUCUGGUAACAGAUCAUUAAAAUGAAUCAUUUUAAUUAAUUUUAAUUUAAAGUACAGUAAAUUUUAGUGGUGUGUAUUCAUUUAAAUUAGCAAAAGUAAUUUGAUGCUUACUGCUGUACCAAUCAAUGUGUUUGAUAAAGCUGAACAAAUUUUUAUGAAAUUGAGUACUUUAGGUGUACUACUGUCACUUAAAUUUAGCGCUGCUCUUUAGAGCUUGCUUAGUGCUGUAAUCUAUUUGCUAAUAAUAAUCAGGGACAAACUUUCAACACUAAUUAAACCUUAGUUGAUCUGCAAAUUGGAGAAUAAAUAGAAAACAAGUUUUAAUACAACUCAUUCACCUCUGUUUACUUAUUAUCCAAUUAAGAUUUAAAUUUUAAUAUUUGUAUUAAACAUUAAAUAACAUCAGUUUAUGGGCAAAUAAAAAAAAAUUAAAAACAAAGCAUCUGAGGCGUGUUGUGGCAAA
Molecule: messenger RNA, 2920 nt
Organism: Anneissia japonica
Lineage: Eukaryota; Metazoa; Echinodermata; Crinoidea; Comatulida; Comatulidae
Exons: 3
Coding region: 157-1230 (357 amino acids)
Source: RefSeq, a predicted model, not a curated record